UUUAUUUCAAGGAGAAGGAGAAAACAAUUUAUGGAUGUGAGAAUAAUAAAAUGCGCAUUUACUUAUUUAUUUAUUAACUUAUUGUGAGUUUUUUUAAUUAGAAUGUGGACUAGUGCUUUCGUAAAUUGCUGCAAUGAAUAUACGGUAGUUGAUAAUUUGCUGUUACAGUGUUGUUUCAUCUUGCUGUAGAACUCAGUUUUUUGAUCGUGGUUUGCUGUAUUUACAUUCGUACACAUGGCGAAGCGACGGAUUGAUAUAAUUGACCCGUAUAUUACGAAGAAACAGAGUAAAUCUUUUGAACUCGGAGAAGCCAGUGGGUCGAGUAGAUUUCAAAAACCUUCGCUCUCCGUCCAGACAAAUCCGUUUACUGGUCUACCUUAUACACCGAGAUACUAUGAAUUCCUUAAGAAACGAUUGUCAUUGCCAGUUUUCGAAUACCGUGAAGAGUUUAUGAGAUUGCUCGCUCAAAACCAAGUUAUCGUAUUGGUCGGUGAAACUGGUUCUGGUAAAACAACUCAAAUACCACAAUGGUGCGUGGAAUUCUCUCGAUCUAUGGGCAAAAAAUCGGUAGCAUGUACACAACCGAGAAGAGUAGCUGCUAUGUCGGUAGCUCAACGUGUAUCCGAAGAAAUGGACGUGUGUUUGGGUCAAGAAGUCGGUUAUUGUAUCAGAUUUGAAGAUUGCUCAUCAGCCAAGACUUGUUUAAAGUACAUGACUGAUGGUAUGUUACUUCGUGAAGGCAUGUCAGAUCCUAUGCUCGAAAACUAUCAAGUUAUAUUACUCGACGAAGCUCACGAAAGAACUUUGGCUACCGAUAUACUUAUGGGUGUUUUGAAAGAGAUUAUUAAACAAAGAGCUGAUUUGAAAUUGGUUAUUAUGUCUGCUACUUUGGAUGCUGGUAAAUUUCAACAAUAUUUUGAUAACGCUCCUCUUAUGAACGUACCCGGACGAACCCAUCCUGUAGAAAUCUUCUACACACCCGAACCAGAACGUGAUUAUUUAGAAGCUGCGAUCAGAACAGUAAUACAAAUCCAUAUGUGCGAAGAAGUUGCCGGUGAUGUGUUGCUUUUCUUAACUGGACAAGAAGAAAUUGAAGAAGCUUGUAAACGAAUAAAACGCGAAAUUGAUAAUCUUGGGCCGGAUGUCGGUGAUUUAAAAUGUAUCCCGUUGUAUUCGACAUUGCCACCGAAUCUACAACAACGUAUUUUUGAGCCAGCACCUCCGAAUAAAUCGAACGGUGCUAUUGGAAGGAAAGUGGUAGUAUCAACCAAUAUCGCCGAAACAUCUCUAACCAUCGAUGGUGUCGUGUUUGUAAUUGAUCCAGGAUUCGCUAAACAAAAAGUGUAUAAUCCCAGAAUUCGAGUAGAGUCUUUGCUCGUGUCACCGAUUAGUAAAGCUUCUGCGCAACAAAGAGCCGGUCGUGCUGGACGUACCAGGCCAGGAAAAUGUUUCAGAUUGUAUACGGAAAAAGCGUACAAAAACGAGAUGCAAGAUAACACGUAUCCUGAAAUUUUAAGAUCGAAUUUGGGAUCAGUGGUGCUUCAAUUGAAAAAACUCGGAAUCGACGACCUGGUUCAUUUUGAUUUCAUGGAUCCUCCUGCUCCAGAAACUUUGAUGAGAGCUUUGGAAUUACUGAAUUAUCUCGCAGCCUUGGACGACGAUGGUAACUUGACCGAUUUAGGAUCAGUUAUGGCAGAAUUUCCGCUAGAUCCACAGCUGGCUAAAAUGUUGAUUGCAUCUUGCACCUUGAAUUGUUCCAACGAAAUAUUAUCCAUCACAGCCAUGUUGUCAGUUCCACAGUGUUUCGUCAGACCCAAUGAAGCGAAAAAACCAGCCGAUGAUGCUAAAAUGAGAUUCGCUCAUAUCGACGGUGAUCAUCUGACGUUGCUGAAUGUGUAUCACGCUUUCAAACAGAAUGCCGAAGACCCUCAAUGGUGUUACGAUAAUUUCAUUAAUUAUCGGUCUCUCAAAUCGGGAGAUAACGUUAGACAACAGUUAUCACGUAUUAUGGAUCGGUUCAAGUUACGAAGAACGUCGACCGAUUUCACAUCCAAAGAUUACUACGUCAACAUUAGGAAAGCUUUGGUGACCGGAUUCUUCAUGCAGGUCGCACAUUUAGAACGUGCUGGACACUAUUUGACCAUCAAAGAUAAUCAAGUUGUACAGCUGCAUCCAUCCACCUGUUUGGAUCAUAAGCCCGAAUGGGUUAUUUAUAACGAAUUCGUAUUAACGACCAAAAACUACAUUAGAACUGUGACCGAUGUCAAACCUGAAUGGCUAUUAAAACAAGCUCCUCAGUACUACGAUCUCGAUAAUUUCCCAACUUGCGAAGCAAAAAAACAGCUGGACCAGAUUCGAGACCGAAUGGAAUCGAGACAGUAUCAAGAGAAAUUUUAAAUAGCGUUAUCCAUCGUCGAUGUAUUGUUUGUAUUCGUGUUUAGGUUAUUAUUUAUUGUUUAUGGAAUCGAAAAAGGUCCUUGGAGUAGGACCUUGGACGUAAAAGACCCUUCUUGUUCACGACGCGAGUUCAGUAGGAACACUGUUCAGUUACAUGAGAGAAAUUCAAAGUAUUUUUGGUGUUUCAAGCGAGAUUUUCCAUUUUGUAUUUUUUAUUUUUCUGAACGAAGCUUCACGAGUCACCACACGUGGUUUUUCUUGUUUUUAUGUCACGCCCAGCACUUAAUUUUUUCAACUCUUUAUUCCGAUCGUAGAAAUGAAAUUUUCUGUGUUCGUGUGACGAGGAUUUUCGGUGUAUUACUUCAUGAAAUAUUUUAUCGGUUUAAUGAUUCGUUUAUGUUCCUACUUGGCGCGUUGUUUUCAUGGUUUCAGUUAAAGAAUAGGUAUAAUAAGGAUGUAAUUGUGUAAUUUUCAUUUUGUACACAUUGAUUUAAUAGUAAGAAAUGCUUUAAUAUAAUGUUUCCAUAUUUAAA
Molecule: messenger RNA, 2930 nt
Organism: Planococcus citri (citrus mealybug)
Lineage: Eukaryota; Metazoa; Arthropoda; Insecta; Hemiptera; Pseudococcidae
Gene: Dhx15
Product: DEAH-box helicase 15
Exons: 14
Coding region: 235-2397 (720 amino acids)
Cellular component (GO): intracellular anatomical structure; spliceosomal complex
Molecular function (GO): ATP binding; RNA binding; RNA helicase activity
Source: RefSeq, a predicted model, not a curated record